This is a messenger RNA of Euleptes europaea (tarantolino), 1510 nucleotides long. It is a transcript of the gene DENND2D, whose product is annotated as DENN domain containing 2D. Bases 1 to 1401 code for a protein of 466 amino acids. Gene Ontology annotation, cellular component: nucleoplasm; cytosol. The record is from RefSeq and is a predicted model, not a curated record. The transcript is spliced from 12 exons. Lineage: Eukaryota; Metazoa; Chordata; Lepidosauria; Squamata; Sphaerodactylidae.
AUGGCGGUGGAGGGGAUCGCCCGCUUUUUCCGGAACAGCCUCCGGCGGAGAUCGACCCGCAGAGACGAAGCCCAGGAUGUUCUUCCUACAGAAAGCAGAAUUGACGCUUGUAGGAGGCCAGGAGAUAGAUCCAGCUUCCCUUAUUCGGCAGGACAGCUGUUUUUUGAGUAUUUAGUUGUGGUGUCGCUUAAAAAGAACUCUGGGGGAAAUUAUGAGCCCAAGAUUACUUACCAGUUUCCCAAGCGUGAAAACUUGCUGAGGGGACAGCGUGAAGAGGAAGAGAGACUGCUGCAGGCCAUCCCUCUGUUCUGCUUCCCUGAUGGUAAUGAAUGGGCACCACUCACGGUGUAUACCAGUGAAACAUUCUCUUUUGUCCUCACCAAUGUGGAUGGGAGUAGAAAGAUUGGCUACUGCAGGCGACUAUUGCCAGCUGGACGAGGCGCUCGUCUCCCAGAAGUUUACUGUAUUAUAAGCUGCCUGGGUUGCUUCGGCCUGUUCGCAAAGAUUUUGGAUGAGGUCGAGAAGAGGCGGCAGAUCUCUACAGCCGUCGUCUAUCCCUUUAUGCAGGGCCUGCGGGAAUCCCCCUUUCCAGCACCUGGGAAAACAGUCACCAUUAAGAGCUUCAUCCCUGACUCGGGGACAGAGCUCCUUGAACUAACCCGGCCCCUGGAUUCUCGACUGGAACAUGUGGAAUUUCAGGCACUUCUGCAGUGCCUCAGUCCUGAGAAGAUCCUCCAGAUAUUUGCUUCUGCAGCUCUGGAGCGACGGAUAGUCUUCCUGGCAGAAGACCUCAGUUCCCUCUCCAAGGGCAUCCACGCAGCAGCUGCUCUUCUUUAUCCCUUUACCUGGGCCCAUACAUACAUCCCAGUGGUUCCAGAGCAGCUCCUGUGCACCGUCUGCUGCCCCACACCCUUCAUGGUUGGCGUCCAAAAGCGCUAUCUGGAAGAGAUUCUGGAUCAACCCAUGGAAGAGGUGCUACUUGUUGAUCUAUGUGAAGGCAAGUUCUUGAAAUUGGUUGGUGAUGAAGACGAAAUUUUGCCUGGCAAGCUGCAGAGUGAGAUGCUGGCCUCUCUGCCAACAAUUAACAACAACAUAAAGACAUCUGAGGAGCUCAAUGCACAUGUUUCAGAUGCUUUUGUACAGUUCUUUGUCAAAACUAUUGGCCAUUACCCAGCACACAUCAAAUGGAACAGAAGUGGUCAAGGCUGCUUCCAGGAGCGGACGUUCUGCAAGGCCCCUACCUCCAAGACCUGCCGCAGGUUUCUGAAAAGAUUUGUGAAGACUCAGAUGUUCUCAUUAUUUAUUCAAGAAGCAGAAAGGAGCAGAAAGUGUGUAGAAGGGUAUUUUCAACAGAAAUUAAAUGAAUAUCAAGAACAAAAGAAGCUAAGACGACUCUCCUGAAUCCAUGUUCUACAUAUGAGGUACGCGGGCCACCAGAUAGGCAAGCCUGUACCUACAGCCAUCAUCUGUUCAGAUCAAGACAACAGCUGCCUAAGGGCAGGAGCACCUU